Molecule: messenger RNA, 709 nt
Organism: Phalacrocorax carbo (great cormorant)
Lineage: Eukaryota; Metazoa; Chordata; Aves; Suliformes; Phalacrocoracidae
Source: RefSeq, a predicted model, not a curated record
CCUCCCUGUCCUUCGUAGAGGUCAAGAUGGCGAUCGCUACCCUUCUUGUCCAGUGUCUUCCCAGCUUCUUGGCGGGGCGGGACCUGCAGGCCAAGCUGCCGCUGCGCUACAUGGAGGUCUCUAAGAGAACCCAGCCGCCGCGGCGGCUCCCCGUGGGUCUCAGUCACAAGUUCGCCAAUAACCAUUACUGCGGCCGGGACGGGCGCCGGGAGUCCUUCCCGCCCAUCGUGGUGUCGGCAGCGCAGAAAACCCUUGCUGCGGGGGCUCCAGCGGGCAGUUCAGGCUCUGCAGUGACCACAGCUGAGAAAAAACAGUGAUACUAGGACCAGCACUUAAAAAGUAGGAAAUUUCAAAAGACUAGCCCUAUCUGUGAGAAACGAACACGACGAGGCUGGAUGUGCAGGUCACAGUUUGUUACAAAGCAGCACUCGGGGGGGGGGGGGGGGGGGAGGGCUGUGGUGGAUUUUGCUACAUUUAUUAGUCAUGCAACUUAACUGUAUUUAAAGCUGUGAUUAUCCUGCCCCCUAUUUUGCUUGUUCUAUUUGAAUUACCCAAAUUACUACUCUCUAUUGGUUUGUGUGUAAAGUUUUCAUGAGGGAAUAGCAACCUGGCGUGUGUGUUUGAGCUUAGGCCGAGUGGAUUUGUCAGCUAUGGCUGAGAUGCCACUUAAGGACAGAGCUGAAUAAAACACACCCUGGCCUAAAAAGGA